CUAACUACGUAGUUCAGGAUCCAAGUCCCAGAGCAAAAGACAGGUCAGGUCGUACAGGCACUUGACGCUACGAGAUCGGUGAAAGAUCCACCAAGUACGAAGUACAUACGGAAACGUCAUCCCCGGUCCAUCCGUCACUACUCGUGAUCUUCAACAGACCUCCAUGCCUAUGCGCGCUCCUCCUCUCCCGCAAUCACAUCGAUAACAGCCAAUUGGGCCCUCAUCCACCAUGGCUCAGCAUCGUCUCCAGCGCCUGACCUCACCCUCGCUGUCCUUUUCACUCCUCCUCCACGUCGCGGGCAUCGCCUCCUUCAGCUACAGCUUCCACUUCCUGACCAUCUGGGAGACGCCCUUUGACGACGCCUACGGUUGGCACUUCCAGUUCCUCACCAUCAUCGGCCUGUUUGUCUCGCUCCUGUGCUUCGUGUCGGGCGCGCUCGCCGACGUCACUGGCAGCGCCGCCCUCUUCGAUGUCAAGAAUGCCCUCGCCGUGCUCGCCACGCCCCUCGAGGCUGUCAUCUCCCUCCUCUACUGGGGCAUCAGCGCCUUCAACCCGGAGCUCCUUUUCGUCGGCGACCUCGCCGUACCGCUGACGGCCGAUGUCGGGUUCCACAUUGCCCCCGCCGUCUUCCUCACGCUGGACCUCGUCCUACUGAGCCCGCCGUGGACCGUUCCCGUGUACGGGGUCAUGAGUCUGAGCACUGUGUUUGCCUUUGGAUACUGGUACUGGGUUGAGCUGUGCUUCAGCAAGAAUGGAUGGUAUCCGUAUCCGCUGUUCGGCUUAUUGUCCACAGCACAGCGUGUCCUUCUCUUUGUGACUUCUGCAGCGCUCGUCACUAUAUCGUCUGGUGCCCUCAAGUGGGUGUAUGGAAACGUCAAUAGCUAUGAUAAGGCCAUGAAAGAGCCUCAUAAACCAAUCAAAAAGGUACAGUGAAGAGAGAUGCAACGCAGCUCUCGUUCCUACCGGUAAUUUUGUGCCCCGUCUACAAAAUUACGUUUUGAGGCACUCUGUGUUUGAGCUAGAACUUGAAAUGUAUACCAAGAGAGAUCGACGUAAAAUCGGGAGCGAAGGUGCCAGGGGACAGAAACUGGACGGUUGUCCAUUUUCAAGAUGUAUGCAAAGUAGACAUGAUCAACCAUGAGUCUGGAGCGGAAAGUUGAUGCCAGCGCUGUCUUGCAUCCAUCAAGCAGCGGUGUAUAUGUCGUUGCCCUCUUGCUACUUUCCAACCAUUCCCGUUGC
This is a messenger RNA of Purpureocillium takamizusanense, 1240 nucleotides long. RefSeq lists its product as uncharacterized. NCBI's taxonomy places the organism in Eukaryota, Fungi, Ascomycota, Sordariomycetes, Hypocreales, Ophiocordycipitaceae. The record is from RefSeq and is a predicted model, not a curated record. The transcript has 3 exons. Bases 230 to 934 code for a protein of 234 amino acids. Gene Ontology annotation, cellular component: membrane; endomembrane system.